Messenger RNA from Oreochromis niloticus (Nile tilapia), 2726 nucleotides. RefSeq names its product gap junction protein epsilon 1a (gene gje1a). The coding region runs from base 133 to 741 and encodes 202 amino acids. Lineage: Eukaryota; Metazoa; Chordata; Actinopteri; Cichliformes; Cichlidae. Gene Ontology annotation, molecular function: gap junction channel activity. Gene Ontology annotation, biological process: cell-cell signaling. The transcript has 4 exons. The record is from RefSeq and is a predicted model, not a curated record. Gene Ontology annotation, cellular component: connexin complex.
CUUCUGGAUGCGUUCAGAGCUGGGACCGGAAGUCGCGCAGGGUUAUCCUUGUGGCUUGACUGCGCUCUCUGUCCCGCAAAAUCCCGCAGCUGGCAUGAGUUUAGGAUCCGUGAGUGGAAAAAAGAGGGGGGAAUGAACAACACGCCGCCAGGAUUACGGUUGCUCAGGCCUCCUACAGUUAUAGGCCAGUUCCACACCUUGUUUUUCGGCUCCGUGCGGAUGUUCUUCCUGGGCGUCCUUGGCUUUGCCGUCUAUGGGAAUGAGGCGCUGCACUUCAGCUGCGACCCCGACCGCCGAGAACUCAACCUUUACUGCUACAACCAGUUUAGGCCCAUAACACCGCAGGUCUUCUGGGCAUUACAGCUGGUAACAGUCCUGGUUCCUGGAGCAGUAUUCCACCUUUAUGCCGCUUGUAAGAACAUAGACCAGGAGGAGAUCCUCGAGCGACCCAUCUACACAGUCUUCUACAUCAUUUCUGUUCUCCUGCGCAUCAUUUUGGAAGUCAUCGCCUUCUGGCUACAAAGUCAUCUCUUCGGCUUUCAGGUUCACCCACUGUACAUGUGUGAUGCCAGUGCUUUGGAAAAGGCUUUUAAUGUGACAAAGUGCAUGGUACCCGAACACUUUGAGAAAACCAUCUUCCUCAGUGCCAUGUACACCUUCACCGUAAUCACCAUACUUCUCUGUAUUGCCGAGAUAUUUGAAAUACUCUGCCGACGGCUGGGCUAUCUCAAUAAUCAGUGACACAAGUGCACAGAUAAAAUGACUUGGGGUAAACCUGUGUGACACCUUAUCUGCCAGUUUUACCGGGCUCCUGCCGGCUACGGCUGGACUUUUAUAAAACAGGAAGCGAACAGAAGACCAAAACCUCACCUGUGGUCAAUUGUGAGUAAGUGGCACUAAGAAAUUUGAGACAGUCCAACAAUGUCAGAGCUGGCAAGUCUGAAAUAACCUCCAGAGUUUAACCAUAACUAUAGAGUGAUGAUCCCUGGUUGUAUAUCAGAUAUCAGUGGGUCUGUACUGGUUGUGUCCAAAGGUGUUGUGUGGACAAUAGUUACCUCUUACUGAACACUUGGGGAUGGACUAGAAAGACUUUUGGUUUUCUUUUUUUUCCUACAAGACAUGACUGAAGGACAGACUUCAUGGUGCUACUAAAAACUCUUUCCAGAUGGAUUACAGCCCAAUGUCAAACACCUCAAAGGCCCAUUACAAUCUUUUCUUGGAGUUGUACCUCAGAUCUGCCUAUACAGAAGAAACCCCGGAAGCAUUAGCUGCACACAUUUUUCUAAAGGGCCUGACAUGCACUAAAUGCAUCAUGGUUCAUCGAGCCAACUUGGUGCAUCCUCUGUGGACUCUGUUCACUUAUGGAGUGCCAACCUAAACAGUUCUUCUUACGGUGCAAAAAGAUCUGACUGGAAGGCGUAAGGUCUUCAUGUAAUGUAACUGUAAACAAUGCAAUUAACUGAAGAGCUAGUCACAUUAUUCUGUAUAAAGUGCAGAUGAACAUAACUGUCUAGCUUGCCUUUCAGGUGCCGACCACCAAACAUGACAGGCACAUCGCAGAGCUGGCCACAGAUUGUCACUCAUGCCAUGCAUAAGAAACUGUCAUCCAGUAACCUUACCCAUGGGCAAGUGAAUUGCAGGUGCCAUUGCUUCCGACACUUGUAUGUGUGACAGUUAUCGCUUCCAAUGUGUGUCUGAUGUUGCUCAAGGUCUGUUCUGACCUUCACUUCGAUCAGCACGAGCACCACAACUUUGUUGUCAUUUCAUAUAAGAUGGUAGUUCUUAAACAACUUGAUCAUCAAGCUCAUGCGCCGGUUGAGCCUAAACAUAUGCUUGAGUUUACCUCAGUGAGAUUAAAAGGCAUCUUCAGACCACUGAUGCGUCUUACCAAAGAUGCCAUUGCUAAAAUGGUUGCUAUGUAGUGUUUUACUCUUCAAGGUAAAGAUCUGCCCAAAGAUACAACUUAAUAUGAAAUGGGUUUGAUGCAAUGAACUACGAAAAGGAAGAAAACACCUUGUAAUAUAUAUUUUUUAAAAACUUCAUCAAAAUCUAUCACCUGAAAAAUCAGAGUUAAAAAGUAACAAUUAGAUUUGGCUGUAAAAAUGUGUUGAAAUGAAAAUGUUUCAGUUAUAUAGUAGUACUAAAGUUGUAAUGGUUUUGAAAUUUCUGAAACAAAGCAUCAAGCUCCAGUUAGAACAUACAUAUGUUAAUUUUUUGUUAAUAGGUAUUUAAUAAAAUUCUACUGGCAGAUUUGUUGAAAUCCAAGCUGGAGAAGGUUCAAGCCAUUCACGGUUCUGAACGUUCUGGGACACCAGAAGAGGUGUCCUGAGUCCCCCGCCUUUGCUUCACCCUUUUUUCUUUGCUUGAAGUAUUAAUACUUUCUGUAAUAUUUUCCUUUGGUGUCAUUGUCCAUGUAUUUUGAAAAAGAUUACCUCAUGUUUUGUAAUGUUUUAUUUUUAAUCAGACAUCCAUCCAACUUUUGUUAUGAAGUUUUCAGCAAUCUGUUCAUCAUCUCAGGUACAAAAUUGCAUUACACGACAAAAGUGGAUCAAACCCUCUUUCCGAACCCUUUUAAACCCUUAACCCUUUUCCUCUCUCUGUGUCAUCACUCCAGUUGCAGGGUUUAGAAGGGUUUGAACCAGGUAUGUGACUCCUGUGAUUUGGGUUUGUCUGCGUUCUGGUAUCUGUGACUGGACGAUGGUUUUAAAUUUUGCCUCUAAAAGUUC